AUGGAAACGAUGUUGGAACGGACUUUGCAGAAAGAGUACGAGACUGCUUUGGAGCACGAAGGGGUCGUGGAGGAAUAUGAAGCUCGUCUGAAUUCCCGAGAAGACAUCAUUGUCUCUCUUAGGAAGGAGAGCGAGUGGAUGGUAGAUGAUUUGAGGAGGGCGCGAUGCUUUCUGCCACUCAAGAGGGUCAACCCAUUGGAGGACGUAUUUCGGCAGUCCCAGGAGGACGAGCUCCUCCUGUCCUAUCUAUCUCGUUCAAUGGUGGAGAAAUCCACCAUUGAGAUUCAGCGAGAUGGUAGGACGUUCUUGACGCUCCUAAUGGUCGACAAUACGACCAUUAGUGGUUUGAUGGAGCGCAACGACGGAACCCCCUACAACUGGGAGGAAGUCGAUGACGACAACGUUUGGAGGGGGGACCGGCCAGGAAUGAAACUCCACUUCGGGCAUAUAACUAUCAUAAACCUAGGAGGAUUUAUGUACAUGCCUCCGAGGAUGGCUGCGUUGCUGAAGCGCAGUGUUGAGAACAUCAGUGGCGUCUACUUCGUCAAUCUCCUCGGGCUCGAUACAGUCAUUCGGGCUCUGGAUGCUGCCAAUAAGCCGUGGAGGAAUAUGUAG
Molecule: messenger RNA, 615 nt
Organism: Cylicocyclus nassatus
Lineage: Eukaryota; Metazoa; Nematoda; Chromadorea; Rhabditida; Strongylidae
Source: the annotation of a GenBank genome assembly